GAUGUGUGGAAGGACUACAAAAACAAAUGGUUUUGUAUUGUAAAUUGUGAAAUUGAGUUAUACCAAGUAGUUUGACUUGAAAAUGAGAGUGCAAAGAUAAGAAGAAGGAGAUCUCACUUUCUUUUCUUCUUGUCUGAGGCCAUAAAACAAACACUACAUACACAACCACUCUCUAUUACUACAACAACUCCACAUUAUUUACCAUUAUUACACUAACUCACUCUCUCACUCCUUUUUUCUAUUUUUCUUUCAUUUUUUUUUUAUUUUUUUUUAAUUCUUAUUCUAAUUUGAAGCAAUGCUAAGUGACAAUGAAGCAUAGUUUCAAGAAAUGGGAUGUGUGAUUGGUCGCCAAGCCUCGUCAAACAAGGGUUCAGGUGCCCAAACUAACAGGAUUAAGGUUGAUGAAGCUUCUGCGGCGACGACAGCGAGUAACGGUGAGGAGAAGAAUGUGGUAGAGAUUGAGAAUGAUCAGAAGAAGAAGAGUGAUGAUAGUGUUCAACGCUCUCGAAGAUCAAAGCCGAAUCCAAGGCUAAGUAAUCCACCUAAGCAUUUACGUGGUGAACAGGUUGCUGCUGGAUGGCCAUCUUGGCUCACUGCUGUCUGUGGAGAAGCUCUCACUGGUUGGAUUCCGCGAAAGGCUGACACAUUUGAAAAAAUCGAUAAGAUUGGGCAAGGUACUUAUAGUAAUGUGUACAAAGCUAUAGACUCCAUGACCGGUAAAGUUGUUGCUCUCAAGAAGGUUCGAUUUGACAAUUUGGAACCCGAGAGCAUUAAAUUCAUGGCUAGAGAGAUUAUUAUUCUGCGAAGGUUGGAUCAUCCAAAUGUUAUUAAGUUGCAAGGUUUAGUUACAUCUAGGAUGUCUUGUAGUUUGUAUUUGGUGUUUGAUUACAUGGAGCAUGAUUUAGCCGGACUUGCUGCAAGUCCGGUAAUCAGGUUUACGGAGUCUCAGAUAAAAUGUUACAUGAAUCAACUGCUAUCGGGACUUGAGCAUUGUCAUAACCGUCGUGUACUUCACCGUGAUAUUAAAGGAUCAAAUCUUCUUAUUGACAAUGAAGGAAUACUUAAGAUUGCUGACUUUGGCUUGGCAUCCUUUUUUGAUCCAAACUAUAUGAAUCCCAUGACUAGUCGUGUAGUAACCCUUUGGUAUCGGCCUCCUGAGUUGCUUCUUGGGGCCACAGAUUACGGUGUGGGUAUAGACCUCUGGAGUGCUGGAUGUAUUUUAGGAGAGUUAUUGGUCGGGAAACCAAUUAUGCCUGGCCGUACAGAGGUGGAGCAACUGCAUAAGAUAUACAAACUAUGCGGUUCACCUUCUGAUGAAUACUGGAAGAAGUCAAAGUUGCCCAAUGCUACAUUGUUUAAACCUCGAGAGCCAUAUAAGAGAUGCAUAAGAGAGACAUUCAAAGGUUUUCCACCGUCUGCUCUACCCCUUAUUGAUAAACUUCUUGCGAUUGAUCCUGUAGAACGGGAAACCGCCUCAGAUGCUUUAAGAAGUGAGUUCUUUACCACAGAACCUUAUGCUUGUGAUCCUUCUAGUCUUCCAAAAUACCCCCCAAGCAAAGAAAUGGAUGCUAAAAGACGUGACGAUGAAGUGAGGAGACAAAGAGCUGCAAGCAAAGCUCAGGUUGAUGGCUCAAAGAAGCAUCGUACUCGUGAACGUUCUAUGAAAGCUAUGCCUGCUCCCGAAGCCAAUGCCGAGCUUCAAUCCAAUAUUGAUAGAAGACGUCUAAUUACUCAUGCAAAUGCCAAGAGCAAGAGUGAAAAGUUCCCUCCACCUCAUCAAGAUGGACAACUUGGCUUUCCUUUGGGAUCUUCACAUCAUAUUGAUCCAGAUACUAUUCCUGCUGAUAUAUCUUUCACUUCAACCACAUAUACCUAUUCAAAGGAACCAUUCCAAGCAUGGUCAGGUCCAAUUGGUAAUGCUGCCGAUAUUGGAGUGUCGAAGCGAAAGAAAUACACCGCAGGAGAGGCGUGGGAUUUAUUAAAACCGCAUACAGGUGCCCCCAAAGAUAAGUUUAAAGGAAAGGCAAUUAUAGCAUAGAUAUCUAUUACUUAAAAAGUCCAAUUAAGAAUCUUAAUCUGCAUCAGCAAGUGAUGUUUUCUUUUUUACAGCUAUCAGUAAGUGAUGAUAUAAGAAUAAUCUUUCCCCAUCUUUAGUUACAUCUUCAAAGUAUACCCCAUAAUUUCUUUUGUUUUUUAAUUGAAACUUUUUUCUUCUGUUUAAACUGUCAGUAUGGUAAGAGAAUGAAUUAUCAUGAUGUACAUCUUGAUUUCAUUAAGGAGACCCGUGUUAAUAUCUAAA
Molecule: messenger RNA, 2299 nt
Organism: Medicago truncatula (barrel medic)
Lineage: Eukaryota; Viridiplantae; Streptophyta; Magnoliopsida; Fabales; Fabaceae
Product: probable serine/threonine-protein kinase At1g54610
Exons: 7
Coding region: 329-2038 (569 amino acids)
Biological process (GO): positive regulation of transcription elongation by RNA polymerase II; protein phosphorylation
Cellular component (GO): cyclin-dependent protein kinase holoenzyme complex; nucleus
Molecular function (GO): ATP binding; RNA polymerase II CTD heptapeptide repeat kinase activity
Source: RefSeq, a predicted model, not a curated record